Molecule: messenger RNA, 804 nt
Organism: Sipha flava (yellow sugarcane aphid)
Lineage: Eukaryota; Metazoa; Arthropoda; Insecta; Hemiptera; Aphididae
Exons: 5
Coding region: 502-804 (100 amino acids)
Source: RefSeq, a predicted model, not a curated record
UACGACUAACGUCCCGGAGGCGUUUGCGAUCUCGCCGACAGCAUACCCGAUUCCCGGGGAGGUCGCGAAAACGAAAAAUUUGCAAUUUACGUUAAGAAAAAAAAUUCGCGGCAGUCAAUGCUGUGCAUUAAUUUUGAUACAAGGACUUCAACGUGAAAGCAAUUGCCGAGUACGACGUCCAAUAGGUUCGUAACGUUUUUGAAUUAAAAAUACCCAAGGACGCGUCUUGAAGUUUCAUCCUGGACGCAACGUUGCCACGGUACCGGGUGGCGACCAAACGGGUUUCGGUCGCUUAUACACCCCGCCAUCGUCUGUCCGUCGUUCGUUUCCGCCUGGGCGACUACAACCGUCGCGCAAACCGAGUCGUCAUUCAAACGUCCGCUGCGGCAGAUUGCUUUUCAACGUACUUUCCAUCGGCUGUGAUCGUCCGCGGAGGAAAAGCUGUUCCCGUUCAUCGCCGUACCUCUUCCGUUAUCUCUGAAAUUAUAUCAAUACAUCAGAAUGAAUUUUUUAUCCAUCUGCAAGUGGAUCAUUUUUUCUGCCGUUUAUUGCUAUAGUAAGCCAUGCAUUAGUGAAGUUUUCGACGACCAUACCUACAAAGAAUUGAACAUCACAGAUCCAGACAUUACAGCAGUUCGCAUAACACGCAAACCAUUUGUUAUCUUUGAUGGAUUUUACACGGAACCAUAUACUGACAUUAUUGUUCCAACUGCUAGACCAGUAAGAGAAAAUAAAUUGAAGUCAGCAUUAGAAAAACUAAAUAAUUAUUACAAACAGUACACAGCAAAAAUACAAAAAAAAUAA